Messenger RNA from Peniophora sp. CBMAI 1063, 1791 nucleotides. Lineage: Eukaryota; Fungi; Basidiomycota; Agaricomycetes; Russulales; Peniophoraceae. The record is from the annotation of a GenBank genome assembly.
AUGGAGACGUUGGAAGAACAGAAUGCCAUGGCUGGGCUCCGCGCGAUGGCAGCGCGAGCCGUAGAAGCUGGUAUGAACGCGUUUGCGCCCGAAAAGUGGCCUCGAGACUCGAGGGCGUACUGGUCCAAAAGUCAGAACGUCUUCGCGCACCGUUUACGUGCCGAUCCCGUGGGCCAGCUACAGCACAUCCGCAAACUUUGGAAGUCUCGCCGGCGUGGUAAAAUCUCGACGGACAGCGAACUGUUCCGGGUCAUGGACGUACUUGGGGAGCGAUUCGUCAAUUCGCAGGAAUAUACUAUCGCGAGGUCCCUAGCAUGUCAUGUUGACACGGAUCUCGGGUUUGAUUUUUGGGAAGCUUGCGUCAAGACGGAGCUCUUGAGCCUUCUCGUCGAGAUUGUCACGGACAGCGAGUUCUCCGGUCAACCAAGGGAGUGGAUGGAAUAUGUCCUACAAUGCUUGACUGGGUUCCUCUCUGUCUGGUGCCAAGAUGUCAGCCCUCAGUCUAAGCGCCUAAGCUCGAGGAUACCGUCAUACGACAAGCCAAUGCCUAAGCCUCAAAUCAAGGCGUUCAUGUUGCGACUAGAAGAGGUCUGCCAGUCACUCUGGAAUGUACGGGAGACUUUGCAUAAGGGUGCCAGGAGUUGCCCUCCUCGUCUCAGCGCGGAAAACGAAGCCAGCUAUCGGAUGUACUUGCUGGAGGUGUUCAUCUAUGGAGUCUCUUUUCUACUCAAGUCCAAACUACAUAUCAAGCAGGGACCUGUUAGGAUGCUUGUGUUCCUCAGUACAUACGCAUGGACUCGCCAAGGCGUCGAUUCGCCGAGUUUCUUGAACGGCAUAAUGGGAGAAAUGUGGGACUCCGGAGGUGCCCUUGAGAUAUUCGCUGAGUACGAUGGCGAGGGUGUGCACAUUCCAGAAAUGAUGCUUGAGGUCGGAUUCGAGCCUAUACUCGAACACAUCAACGCGGGGAUUCAGGGCCCCGCGCCUGGGGUACACCCUAUCGGCGGACGACUCUUUCAGUUCGUAUAUCUCGCCAAGCUAAUGCUCAAUAACGCCGAGCUGCUUCCGAAAGCAUGGCCUGCCUUUUGCAAGUUCCCGCUGCUCAAGAAUAUAUCCGACGCAUAUCAGCUCGACGUGAAACGCCGCAUGAGCGAACGAAAGGACGUUCUGGAUGAGCUGGGGACAUGGCUCGCCUGCUUCAUACACCUCGCUCUGUCUCUCAAGGCACUAGUGAAUCAUGAGAUUCAAUCGGGUUGGGUACGCGCAGGUGAUGUGAUGUUUAUGUAUGCGCGCGGAUUCAAGCUGGCCUUAACGGUCAUGCAACGCAACCCGCAAUCCGGAGGAUUGGAUCCUGCAAUCACGAAGUACCUCCUCAUGACUAUAGAGUCCUUGUUUGAGGGGAUCAACAACUAUAAACUCGACCGUCCUAACGGUCUUCCUGCUUCCUUGGUAAACGAUCUACGAAGCAACGCCAGCAGGCAACAGUGGAAUGCGACAUUGCUUUCCAUUCGCGAUGCGCGAUCGUACGGGAGCUUGUAUCCCGAGUACCAACUGAUCGAUCAGUGGUGGACACGGUUCGGCGCAGAAUUGGGCUUCAGCGAAGGAGCCGCGGAAAGCCAACGCGAGCAGAUGCACUUCUGCGCUUCACCUUCUUGCCCACUACACAACAAGCCCUCUGCCGAGCCUUUGCGUAUCUGCACGGGAUGCAGACAGAUGUAUUAUUGCUCUCCAGCUUGCCAGAAACUAGAUUGGAAGGCAGGGCAUCGCACCAAAUGUCGCGAGUUAUCUUCAUAG